AUGGCGCCCCUGUCCUUUCGACGCCCUCUCCGGCCCCUGCUGGUCCUCUUCCUCCUCUCCCUCAUCAUCUACUACCAAACCCGUUCCACGGUAUCCAAACGAGAAUUCCUCCGCGCGAGCCAGUCCGCCGCGUCCAAAGUGUUCCCCCACAACAUCGUGCCCCCACCGAAACCGAAACCGAGGAACAUGAAAUGGAAGGCGCCCCCUUUCCAACCACUCGAACCCGACUUUUACACGACCUCGGAGCACGAUGGGAGUGGGGUGGUAGCGGGUCAAGCCGUUUAUUGGAGGAGGAUCGUCGCUGUGGGGGAUGUGCAUGGCGACUUGCCUCAUCUGACGUGCGUCUCUCGGGGAAGAGACAGAUGAUCCUCGACUGACCCCGGACAGUUCGCUCAUCUCCCCCAGUCGUAUCCUGCGCCAUCUCAACCUCCUCUCGCUCAAGAACGAAUGGAUAGGCGGUCGUACGAUCCUCGUUCAGACGGGGGACAUUGUCGAUCGAGGCAAGGACACGAUCGCGCUCUAUCGCUUCUUUGACAUACUUCGUCCUCAAGCCGAACGCGCCGGGGGUGCGCUCGUCAAUUUGUUGGGCAAUCACGAGUUGAUGAAUGCGAUGCAUGAUUGGAGAUACGUUACGCCAGAGGUACGGCUCCCAAGGCACCCACUGCGGCUUCACGUGUCGCCGGAGCAAUCUGGCUAAUUCAACCUUUGACUCUGAUCAGGACAUUGCAAGUUUCGGAGGCGAACGAGCUCGCAUGGAAGCCAUGACGACAGGUUGGAUCGGCAAGACCUGGCGAGCGAACUACAGCAUCAUCGCUCGCGUCCCUCUAGCACCCUAUGGCCUCCCCGUCCCUCCCUCACUUUCGAUCGAAUACGCUCCUCCGAUAAAUGGGAUCCCGACCUCGCUGAAAUACGUCCAGGACCCACCUCUACCUCCAUUGAGGGGGGAAGGACAACAAGAUCCUUUCUCCCAUGCCGCGAUCGCUUUCGUGCAUGGCGGUACGAUCCCCGAAUACUUGAGGAGCUUAUUCCUUGACCCUGGACAAACACUCGUGACCAAGAUCAACGAGAUCGGUUCCUCAAUCCUCGAAUCGCUCGUGAACGACUCCAUCUCCCCGCUCCAAUUGCCCCCCAAGUCAACGGACGAACAAAGGCUGUUUUGGAGUGAGAAGGGACCGAUGUGGAAUAGGGAGUAUGCUUUGCACGAGGACGAGGACGAGAUUUGUGAGAGGGCGAAGAGGGCGUGCGAUAUGUUGGGGGUGCGGAGGAUGGUGAUGGGUCAUACGCCGGAUUUUGAUCAGGUUCGAGAGAGGUGUGGGGGAAGGAUUUUGUUGAUUGAUACGGGUGAGUUCUAUUCGGAUAAAGGCGGUUGAUGAUGUAGGCACAGGCGCUAAAUGUUCAUCCCGUACGUGCAGGCAUUUCCCGAGCCUACGGAGGUUCGCUCUCGGCCCUCGAGAUCAUCACGACCUACACCCCUCAAAGCCCCUUCCCAGCGCCAUUCAUACCAGGGCCGCAAGACGAACCGAUCACCUUGGAUACGCCGAGGGGGGUUCCGGACGGUCCGAUGAGUUGGUUGGAGAAGGAAGUUGUGAAAGCGAUUUAUGUAGGGGAGCGGGGGAGGGAUCAGGUGGUGUUGGCGGAGGAGGAGCGCUAUGUUGAAUUACCUGGGAUAUGA
This is a messenger RNA of Microbotryum saponariae, 1672 nucleotides long. NCBI's taxonomy places the organism in Eukaryota, Fungi, Basidiomycota, Microbotryomycetes, Microbotryales, Microbotryaceae. The record is from the annotation of a GenBank genome assembly.